Molecule: messenger RNA, 2276 nt
Organism: Manihot esculenta (cassava)
Lineage: Eukaryota; Viridiplantae; Streptophyta; Magnoliopsida; Malpighiales; Euphorbiaceae
Product: phragmoplastin DRP1E
Exons: 15
Coding region: 216-2072 (618 amino acids)
Cellular component (GO): microtubule; cytoplasm; membrane
Molecular function (GO): microtubule binding; GTP binding; GTPase activity
Source: RefSeq, a predicted model, not a curated record
AAAUCAGGCGAGCCAACCAAAGCCCAAACCCAAGCUUUCGAAAUUUCGUAUUAUUCAUUCAGAACUUCGGUGGCUUCCAUUUCAAGUCAAUCCGUGUCUUCUUCUUCUUCGUCUCGUCUGCUCCUUCUGUAAAUUUAGUUCUCGCUCUCUCUUCCUAGGGUUUCAGAAGUUGUUUGGAAAGUCUGUUCGACCUUAUUCAUUCUUUGUUGUUGAACAUGACGACUAUGGAGAGCUUGAUAGGCAUGGUUAAUAGAAUUCAGAGAGCUUGUACCGUGCUCGGGGACUAUGGCGGUGGAGAUAAUACUUUCUCUUCUCUCUGGGAAGCUCUUCCCUCUGUGGCCGUCGUUGGUGGACAGAGCUCAGGAAAAUCUUCAGUCUUGGAGAGCAUAGUAGGCCGAGACUUUCUUCCUAGAGGAUCAGGGAUUGUUACUAGGAGACCUUUGGUCUUGCAGCUUCAUAAGAUUGAUGAGGGAUCCCAGGAGUAUGCUGAGUUUCUUCAUCUUCCUAAGAGACCCUUUACUGAUUUCAACCUGGUACGCCAAGAGAUUCAGGAUGAGACCGAUAGACUGACAGGGAAAACGAAACAAAUUUCUCCUGUUCCUAUUCAUCUUAGCAUCUACUCUCCAAAUGUUGUCAACUUAACGCUGAUUGAUUUACCUGGCUUAACAAAAGUUGCUGUUGAGGGACAGCCUGAAAGUAUUGUUCAAGAAAUUGAGACCAUGGUCCGUUCUUAUGUGGAAAAGCCGAAUAGUAUCAUACUUGCUAUAUCUCCAGCCAAUCAAGAUAUAGCUACAUCUGAUGCUAUCAAGCUUUCCAGGGAAGUGGAUCCCUCUGGUGAACGGACAUUUGGUGUCUUGACAAAGUUGGAUUUGAUGGACAAAGGAACUAAUGCAUUAGAUGUUCUUGAAGGAAGAUCUUAUAGGCUGCAGCAUCCUUGGGUUGGGGUUGUCAACCGCUCACAAGCAGACAUAAACAAAAAUAUUGAUAUGAUUGUUGCAAGGCGCAAGGAGCGUGAGUAUUUUGCAACCAGCCCUGAUUAUGGGCAUUUAGCCAACAAAAUGGGCUCAGAAUAUCUUGCAAAACUUCUUUCAAAGCAAUUGGAGUCAGUAAUUAGGGCUCGAAUACCAAGUAUUUUAUCCUUGAUAAACAAAAGCAUUGAGGAACUUGAAUCAGAGAUGGACCAUCUUGGUAGGCCUGUGGCUGUUGAUGCUGGGGCACAAUUAUACACUAUCUUGGAACUUUGCCGUGCCUUUGAUAGGAUAUUCAAGGAGCACCUGGAAGGAGGGCGACCUGGAGGUGAUCGAAUUUAUGGAGUAUUUGAUAAUCAACUCCCUGCUGCAUUGAGGAAGCUUCCAUUUGAUCGACAUCUUUCUCUGCAGAAUGUUAGGAGAGUGGUCUCAGAGGCAGAUGGUUAUCAGCCACAUCUGAUUGCCCCAGAACAAGGUUACAGGCGGCUUAUCGAGGGAGCUCUGAAUUAUUUUAGGGGUCCAGCUGAAGCUUCUGUGGAUGCUGUUCACUUUGUCCUUAAAGAACUCGUGAGAAAAUCAAUAGGAGAAACGCAGGAAUUGAAGCGUUUUCCUACUCUGCAAGCUGCAAUAGCUGCUGCUUCAAAUGAGGCUUUGGAGAGGUUUCGUGAAGAUGGUAAGAAGACAGUUAUUAGAUUAGUGGACAUGGAAUCUUCAUAUUUAACAGUGGAGUUCUUUCGAAGGCUCCCCCAGGAAGUGGAGAAAGGAGGAAGUCCUGCAGGAAAUCCGGCUUCCUCAACUGUGGACCGGUACGCAGAAGGACACUUCAGGAGGAUUGGGUCUAAUAUUUCCUCUUAUGUUGCGAUGGUCUCAGAGACGCUCAAAAACACAAUUCCUAAGGCUGUGGUUUAUUGCCAAGUUAGAGAGGCCAAACAAUCAUUGCUAAAUCGCUUCUACACACAACUAGGGAAGAAAGAGGGUAAGCAGCUUUCAGAAUUGCUGGAUGAAGACCCAGCAGUGAUGGAAAGGAGACAACAAUGUGCGAAAAGGCUUGAAUUAUACAAGUCCUCAAGGGACGAAAUUGAUUCAGUAUCAUGGGAACGCUAAGUUAUUUUGUAUUGUAGUUGGUGAAAAAUUGCGAUUCCACUCCUUGUCCUUUUAAUUGUUUGUUGCCAGAUUCCUUUGUGGUUUGAUUCCUUAGGGUGUAGGCUUGGGUGGUUGUAAACCUUGAAAAUAUCCUGCAUGGCAUGUAUUAUAAUAAUGUAAUAUUUCUUCGGUAUUAAUUUCUAUAAUUUUUUUUACACUUCUUAA